AUGAAGUACUACACCAUCGCCGUUAGCGACACGUUCCAUGCAGGCCUUAUCGAUGCCCUCAGACAGAUGAAUAUAGAAGAUACGGGUUCCACCGUGCUUGAAGACCAAGAGCGAGACUCCGAAGACAGUCGGACCGGCGGUUCCGUUUCCGUGCAUGCAUCCAGCGAGAGUCUUGCGCAGCUUCAAGACAUUCAAGGUGUUGUUGACGACACAAUCGACUUGGUCACCUCCAUGGGCGCGGACGUUGCUUCCUUACAGAGCAUGAAGCACGAACUCGACGAGCUCUCUGCGGCGAUGGCCGAUGCAGAGGCGUUCAAGGAUCUCUCAGAGAGAUUGGAGUCGAUUCAGCGCGCGUACGCAGAAGCCGAGGCAGUUCAAGCAAUGCGCGCUGAGCUUGACGCUGCUGCCCCGAAGCUUGACGCUGCUGUACGUUACCUGAAAGACCUCAAACGUGCCUUCAUAUGCAUCGGGAUCGGCGCCGGCGCCGUGAUCACCUUUUACGUCUUCAGGGCGUUUGGCGACGGUCUGGUUGCUAUCAUAGCACUUCUCGCCUUUGUGGCGGCAGCCUCUAUCCUAACCGGCUGGAAGUUUAAAGACCUAUUCAAUUAUCUGUAG
This is a messenger RNA of Peniophora sp. CBMAI 1063, 615 nucleotides long. The record is from the annotation of a GenBank genome assembly. Lineage: Eukaryota; Fungi; Basidiomycota; Agaricomycetes; Russulales; Peniophoraceae.